Messenger RNA from Hyposmocoma kahamanoa, 2697 nucleotides. Its product is annotated as vitamin K-dependent gamma-carboxylase. Gene Ontology annotation, biological process: peptidyl-glutamic acid carboxylation. The transcript has 8 exons. The coding region runs from base 1 to 2145 and encodes 714 amino acids. Gene Ontology annotation, molecular function: gamma-glutamyl carboxylase activity; vitamin binding. The record is from RefSeq and is a predicted model, not a curated record. NCBI's taxonomy places the organism in Eukaryota, Metazoa, Arthropoda, Insecta, Lepidoptera, Cosmopterigidae.
AUGGAUUUUACCUGCUUCGUGCAUCUCUCUUAUAACAGUAUCAGUGUUGGGGUUGAAGAAGAUAGUCCUAAGAAACUAAGGAACAAUAAAAAACCAUUAGCCCGGAUUUCUGUUACCUAUCUUGUAAUCCGAUUAAAAUACACAGGACUAUCGAUGCUGUUUGACAUCCCGGACGAACGAGGGGGGGCAAUCAUGGCUGAUCGAUGGGGGAACCCCAAAUUGUGCCAUUUCCCUUUGGCGCCCUUCAUUAGGGCCAUUCCAAUGCCCUAUAUGGCCCUUGUAUAUGCUGCACUUUGGAUGGGAGCCGUAGGUAUAAUGUUGGGCUACAAGUUCCGCAUGUCAGCUCCCAUCUUCGCCACCUGUUACUGGUACCUGUUCCUGAUAGAGAAGAGCUAUUGGAACAAUCACAGCUAUUUGUUUGGACUUGUUGGACUGUUGCUUUGUUUCACGAAUGCUCAUUGUUAUUGGUCUCUGGACGCGUACUUAAAUCCCAACUUAAAAAAGACCACGGUACCGUACUGGAACUAUUUCAUAUUGAAGUACCAAUUCUUCAUCCUGUAUUUCAUGGCGGGCGUGAAGAAGGGGACAGCUGAAUGGCUUGCUGGGUACUCGAUGAUGAACCUCAGCUCUCAUUGGGUAUUUACACCCUUUAGAUUGUUCUUAUCAGUACCUCAAAUAGACUACCUGAUCGUGCACUGGUUCAUAUUCGCGUUUGACCUCACAAUAGCUUUCUGGAUGAUGUGGGGACGCACCCGAAACGUGGCCAUGAUCUUCUGCGCUAUGUUCCAUUUAAUGAACAGCCGGCUUUUCAGAAUUGGUAUGUUUCCCUGGGUCUGUCUUGCAACUAUGCCUCUCUUCUACCCUUUCCAUUGGCCAAAGACAAUCGUCCCGUUUUUAAAAAUUCAAUAUCUCAACAUCAAGAAAAAAAUUUCUAACAUAGUAAGCUCAUAUAAACAAAGCAUUGUAUGCAAUUACCAAAACAAUGAUGCACGAAAUGAAGGUGUUAUGAGGAAUGAAGAUAAAAAUAAUAUUCAAGAAGAAUUACAUACAAGCGACACUUCUAAUGACAUCCAAGAAACAAACGACAAUCACACACAUUACAAUGGUAAAGCUAGUGUUAGUACCAAAGAGAAAGUAGAUGAGCAAAUGAAUAAAGACCAGAAAAAAACAAAACACAUUCAAGAAGAAUCAGUUACAAAAAUAGAAAAGGGUAAAAGAGACCACCGCAAGAAAGUAACGACUUUGAUAAUAGUAAUUUACGUUUUGAUGCAAGCGUUUUUACCAUGCUCUCAUUUCAUUACAAAGGGCUACAAUAACUGGACUAACGGUCUCUACGGCUACUCCUGGGACAUGAUGGUUCAUAGCUGGGAUACUAAUUCCGUCGUCAUCAAAAUUGUUGACAAUAAAUACAACAAGGAGUUCUUCCUGGACCCAGAACUUUGUGCCCCUAAUGAGAGGUGGACGAGUCAUGGCGACAUAGCGUUUCAAUAUGCCCAGUGCUUGAGAAACAACAUUGUUAAAGAUGCUAUUAAACAUGAUGAUAUUUCCAUAUACUUCGAUAUUUGGACCUCUUUAAAUGGAAGAUUUACUCAAAGGAUUUUUGACCCUAAAGUUGAUAUUUUAAAAAGUUCAUGGUCCAUUUUUGAAAGAGUUCCAUUUUUGAUGCCUUUACUCGAUGAUGAAGGUUUGAGUUGGAGGAAUGUUUUAUUGGAAAUUAAAGAUGAAGUAACGUCUUGGGAUAACUACACUGAAGUUCUUUUCCUGGCUGAUUUCCCUGGAUACGAACUGGAGAAAUAUCUGGCAAGGGAAUUAACCAACAUCACUUUAACUAUCCUCAAAGGCCGUAUAGUCUUUGAACCUGAAGUUGUACCUACACUCCCUGGAUAUUCACACAUCUUAACAAGUGGAAAUAAUGUUAAAUUAGAGUCUGGAAGGUUUCAUAGAGUUCUAACCAUUGGAGACAGCCCAGCAUUUUAUAUGUAUACAUUUAUUAACUCUACUGCUACUUCUUUGGAACAGAAAACGCCCAGACCGAUGUUGCCAAUAUUCGAAGAAUUGUCUAAAAGGUUCCAAGAUAUGAAUCGCUUUGGUGUUGUCGUGUUAAAGAGCAUUUAUCAAAUUAUUUAUGGAUGUGACGAUUGCUAAAUUUUUAUCACAGUUACAGGUGCAGCCCCGUUCCACUUUUUUUUUAAGUUAGACAAAGGAAUAAUGUAAACGAACUUACAAAUUAACGCACUUUUUAUUACAUAAAGUUACAAUAAAAUUUAAAAGUUACAUAAAAUUUAAAAUAAGUUUCUUUGCGUUUCUGUAGUACUUUACAAUUAAACUAGUCAAAUAGUUUUGCUCUAAAACGUAACGUAUAUAAAGACGGAAUAAUAAAACAUAGUUUUAAAUAAUCUGCUGCUCUCAUUGACUUACAACUGCUCUAUGAAACUUUUGAAGAAGUUAUAGUAAACGGAAGUUGACAAUAGGAAGUGCCGCAAAUAUUUUUUAAAUUUUCAAACGAAAUGCUUCUUCUAUCCUACUUUACCUUACGAAUUAUGAACUCGUUCUAUCCUGCUGUCACGACAAAAGUCAACCGAAAUAUCAAAUUGCGUAAUUUUUGAACGAAAUAAGUAUUUUUUAGUGAACGCUCUAAUGGCCUUUUUUUCUGUAUAAUUUUUAAAAACAUUGAGUUACAAACGUCGUAUUUAUCCU